AUGGCCAAACCCUCCAUUGAUAUACCAGCGAGCUUCGCUUCCACAGCUAAAAUUUCAGGGGGCAUUUCUCAGAAAGACGUAAACAAUGUGCUGCUUUUUCUCAUAGGCGUGGGGGUCUCAGGCCAUGUCCCAGAUCAAUUCGAUGCUAAAAAAGAUUCCUACUCUGACCUCGUUCGUGACCUCCUCGAGCCCCUACACAUCUCACGCGGCCAUGUCACCUGCCUCGUCUCUGUGAAACCUGCUGUUAUUAAUUUCUUUGCAGGAUUUCAUGGGGGAGCUGUUGCUGCUGUUGCUGAGGCUGUGUCCAUAGCUUGUGCUAGAACAGUCGUGGCUAAGGAUAAGGAGAUUUUUCUAGGGGAACUAAGCAUCUCUUACCUCGCCAGCGCAAAAAAGAAUGCAGAGGUGAUAGUUGAUGCAUCUGUUGUGCGAAGUGGAAGAAAUCUGAGUGUGAUAGCGCUAGAGUUCAAGCUCAAGAAAACUGGGGACUUGAUUUACACAGCUCGUGCCACCUUCUAUCACAUGCCUGCUGCGAAAUUAUAG
Molecule: messenger RNA, 540 nt
Organism: Prunus armeniaca (apricot)
Lineage: Eukaryota; Viridiplantae; Streptophyta; Magnoliopsida; Rosales; Rosaceae
Source: the annotation of a GenBank genome assembly